AUGACGGUGGAGUGUCCCCGAGGAGGUAUCAAUUACUGUAAUGUGUUUAAUGUGGUGUCACAAUGUUGGCACAGCGGCGCGGCCGCAAAGGAAGGCGCGGCCGCCGACUGGAUGGCGCAAACAAAGCGCGACUUCGUAUCUCACGUCCGCACUAUUCAUAUUUUCGGCGAGUUAAACGCGAAUGUCUCGGAGCGGAAAUGGAUGAAGCCAUUGCGCGCACCCUCCCGUGAUAUACGGCGGAGGGACCGACCGCGAACGACUCCGGACUAUUAUGAUCGCCUCGAUUUAUUGUUUUAA
Messenger RNA from Leptosia nina, 297 nucleotides. The record is from the annotation of a GenBank genome assembly. Lineage: Eukaryota; Metazoa; Arthropoda; Insecta; Lepidoptera; Pieridae.